ACCCUGCCAUGGUUCACUGGUUCUGGUGAUUUUCUGCAGCAUUUUUCUAAGUCUGAUUUCCGAGGUGUUACACUAACCGACUUUGUAUGGCAUGUGGAUUUAGAGUCAGAACCUGAUAUUUUUUGCUUGGAAGAAGAUGGGAAACCUGAAGAACGCGUUGAGUUAGCCUUGCAGUGUCUUCCAGAUUACAAUCCAGGCUGUAUUUGGAUUACUGAUCCAACCGCACCAUUUCGCUAUUGGAAGAUUCGUGAUUACGCAUAUGCUUACAAAUCUAAGCUUACAACUCCAUCUCAGGUAGCAGAGCACUUCAUCUCAGCUAUAGAAGAGUCUAACAACAAGAAUCCACUGGCACCGCUACUGAUUUCUUAUGAUCCUGAUGAAGUCAAAAGGCAAGCUGAUGCUUCCACACAGAGAUUUAAAGAAGGAAGUGAAUUAUCAAUCCUGGAUGGUAUCUUCAUAGCAGUUAAGGAUGACAUUGAUUGCUAUCCAUAUCCAUCAAAGGGUGGAACAACAUGGUUUCACGAGCUUCGUCAAGUGAAGAAUGAUGCUGUCUGUGUCUCAAGAUUACGAAACUGCGGUGCAGUUUUGGUCGGAAAGACAACUAUGCAUGAAUUGGCCCUGGGAACAACUGGAAAUAAUGCGAAUUUUGGGUUUUGUUUCUUUUCAAAGAAUGUAGGUAGGAUGAAAAAUAAGAAAGAGAGAGCCUUACAAUACAUUAUUAGAUAUAAUCUCUCUUAUUAUUUCAGGCGAAGGUUAAUGCAUUUCUACAUGGAGAUUUUCAAGAAGGUGGAUAUCAUUGUGACACCUACUACUGCCAUGACGGCGCCCAUAAUAUCACCAACUGCACUUACAGUUGGAGAGACCAAUAUGCGGGUUUCAGGAAGUCUUAUGCGGUUCGUAUUAGCAGGAAAUCUUCUGGGCUUUCCUGCAAUUUCUGUCCCUGUUGGCUAUGACAAGCAAGGACUUCCCAUAGGCAUGCAGCUCAUUGGGCGUCCAUGGUGUGAAGCAUCCAUUUUGCGCUUGGCAGCUGCCAUAGAGGAAACUUGUGCUGGGCCGAAGAAGAAGCCGGUGCAGUUUUAUGAUAUUUUGAAAGGGAACCUGAUGUGAAUUUUGGGAUUUGAGCUUAUGCAUUGGUGGCGCUUCUCAGAAGGCAUAAAACUGUAGAAGUGGUUCAUCUUCUGUAAUAUUGAAUUAUUGCUUUUGUUGCCAUGAAGUUUACCUAAUCUGUCUAAACUGGGGGGCCCUGAAUGAGUCAUUUGGAAAUGAGAUUAAUGUUCAAUAAAAAGCUGUCAAA
Solanum stenotomum is the source of this 1294-nucleotide messenger RNA. Its product is annotated as fatty acid amide hydrolase-like. Gene Ontology annotation, biological process: N-acylethanolamine metabolic process. Gene Ontology annotation, cellular component: membrane. The record is from RefSeq and is a predicted model, not a curated record. Gene Ontology annotation, molecular function: N-(long-chain-acyl)ethanolamine deacylase activity. The transcript is spliced from 10 exons. Lineage: Eukaryota; Viridiplantae; Streptophyta; Magnoliopsida; Solanales; Solanaceae. The annotation marks the transcript as partial.